CCCCGCCCCGCCCCCAGCACCGCCCCGGAGUCCUUUGGCUCAGGUGCGUCGACAUGCUGGACAUCUUCCGGGGCCUCAAGAACCUCAUCAAAGUGAGCCACAUCCACAUCGACGCGCCCGUGUUCCGCCUGCACUACACCUUCACCGUCAUGAUACUGGUGGCCUUUAGCCUCAUCGUCACCACCCGCCAGUACGUGGGCAACCCAAUUGACUGCGUGCACACCAAGGACAUUCCAGAAGACGUGCUGAACACGUACUGUUGGAUCCACUCCACGUACACCAUCAGCACGUCCUUCAAGAAGAAGCUGGGCGAGGAGGUGCCCUACCCGGGGGUGGACACGUCGGCACGCGGCGCGAGCCAGGAGGGCCGGGACCGGAAGUACUACGGCUACUACCAGUGGGUCUGCUUCUGCCUGUUUUUCCAGGCCAUUCUCUUCUACACGCCGCGAUGGCUGUGGAAGAACUGGGAGGGUGGCAAGAUCCACGCCCUUAUGAUGGACCUCGACAUCGGCAUCUGCUCCGAGGUCGAGAAGAAGCAGAAGAAGAAGUUGCUGCUCGACUACCUGUGGGAGAACCUGCGCUACCACAACUGGUGGGCGUACAGGUACUACCUGUGCGAGCUGCUGGCCUUCGGCAACGUCGUGGGUCAGAUGUUCCUCAUGGACAAGUUCUUUGACGGCGCCUUCCUCCGCUUCGGCAUCGAGGUGCUCCAGUUCAUGGAGAGCGACGAGGAGACGCGCAUCGACCCGCUCGUCUACGUCUUCCCCCGCAUGACCAAGUGCACCUUCCACAAGUUCGGCCCGUCCGGGGAGGUGGAGAGGCACGACGCCGUCUGCAUCCUGCCGCUCAACGUGGUCAACGAGAAGAUCUACGUGUUCCUCUGGUUCUGGUUCAUCGUCCUGGGCGCGCUCAGCCUGCUCACCGUCCUGUACCGCGGGCUCAUCAUCCUCAGCCCCCGGAUACGGGUGUAUCUGCUGCGCCUGCGCUACCCGCUCAUCAACAGGGACGACAUCGACGCCAUCGUGCGACGCUCCAAGAUGGGGGACUGGUUCCUGCUCUACAUGCUGGGCGAGAACGUGGACUCGGUCAUCUUCCGCGACGUGAUGCACGAGCUGGCCCAGCGGCUGGGCCACCACCACCAGCACCACCACCACCACCACCAACCGCUGGGCCCGGGCCCGCGCCACCACCCCAGCAACCUGCUGGAGACCGCAUAGCGAACGGCCCCGCGCUCCGCGUGGCGCUUGGACCGCAGUCCCAUCCAGCAGAAGGACGACACCUGCCCUUGCUGAGCAGGUGCGGCUGGUGCGGGGCAGCGGGACGGCGGCGUCCAGAGCGGUGGCGCGGGGUGGCGCGGGGCUGUGUGAAGGCCUUGGCAGGUGCCCUUGGACUGUGCCAGAUCUCAUGUAGUGGACGUGAAGUGGAGUGAAUUGCCGGUGCCGGGACCUGAGGAGGCUGCCGGCGAUGGUGCGUGGUGCAGUAGUGUGUGGACGCAUUUUGACUCGUCGAAGCAGUGCACGGUGCGAUGUGAAAAGACGGCCGCCUCCUCUUCUUCACCCGAGAGGGGGACUGCCAAGGACAUAUGCCAUUAUCACUGCCUGUCGGUUUGACUUUGUCUGCACUCCACAUUGGAAGCAAGUCAAGGAGGAGAAAAGGUGGCUCGUUUCUGCGUAGAUUGUUCCUAGUAAAUUUAAAGGAAAAGGACCAAAGAGUAAUAAUAUACGAGUCGAAGAUAGACCACGCGGUUGUCUCAUUCUUCCUUGCAUAAAGUGAAGAGGGCCUUGGCUUCAGAAUUUUUGAUUCAUCUGUUAUUAAUAAUGAUUAUUGUAGAGUAAUUUUUGUAAAUUGAUUUCUUGUACAGGUUAUUUAUAUAGUAUAUGUACGUAGAUACACUAUGUCGUUAAAAAAAACAAAAAAAACAUCAUAUUUUGUAAUAUGGGUUCUUCUACAUCCUCAAUACAUUUGUUAAGACACUGUGUGUUAAAGUCUCA
This is a messenger RNA of Frankliniella occidentalis (western flower thrips), 1991 nucleotides long. RefSeq names its product innexin shaking-B (gene shakB). The transcript is spliced from 6 exons. The record is from RefSeq and is a predicted model, not a curated record. Gene Ontology annotation, molecular function: gap junction channel activity. Lineage: Eukaryota; Metazoa; Arthropoda; Insecta; Thysanoptera; Thripidae. Gene Ontology annotation, cellular component: plasma membrane; gap junction. Bases 54 to 1217 code for a protein of 387 amino acids.